Cricetulus griseus (Chinese hamster) is the source of this 696-nucleotide messenger RNA. The record is from RefSeq and is a predicted model, not a curated record. Lineage: Eukaryota; Metazoa; Chordata; Mammalia; Rodentia; Cricetidae.
AUGUCCAAACCUUCAGAUCACAUCAAGAGGCCCAUGAAUGCCUUCAUGGUAUGGUCCCGGGGCCAGCGGCGCAAGAUGGCCCAGGAAAACCCCAAGAUGCACAACUCGGAGAUCAGCAAACGCCUAGGCGCCGAAUGGAAGCUCCUGUCCGAGGCAGAGAAGCGGCCUUACAUCGACGAAGCCAAACGGCUGCGCGCCCAGCACAUGAAGGAACACCCAGACUACAAGUACCGGCCAAGGCGCAAGCCCAAGAACCUACUCAAGAAAGACAGGUAUGUCUUCCCCCUGCCCUACCUGGGCGACACGGACCGGGCUUCCGACGGCCUUCUGAGCGCGCCCGAGAAAGCCCGGGCCUUCUUGCCGCCGGCCUCGGCGCCUUACUCCCUGCUGGACCCUGCGCAGUUUAGCUCCAGUGCCAUUCAGAAGAUGGGUGAAGUGCCCCACACGUUGGCCACCAGCGCGCUGCCCUACGCGUCCACCCUGGGCUAUCAGAACGGCGCCUUCGGCAGUCUCAGCUGCCCCAGCCAGCACACGCACACGCACCCGUCCCCCACCAACCCGGGCUAUGUGGUGCCCUGUAACUGUACUGCCUGGUCUGCCUCCACCCUGCAACCCCCUGUGGCCUACAUCCUCUUCCCAGGCAUGACCAAGACUGGCAUAGACCCUUAUUCGUCAGCCCACGCUACGGCCAUGUAA